AUGGGGAGGAGAAAAAUUGAAAUUGAACCUUUAACAGAUGAGAGGAAUAGGACAGUAACAUUUGUCAAACGUAAAGCCGGGCUUUUCAAGAAGGCAUACGAGCUAGCAGUGCUAUGUCAAGUAGAUCUUUCGGUGAUUAUAGUUGGUAAUAACAAUAAGAUAUAUGAAUUUUCCACUGUGGACUCAAGGGAGAUUUUCAAUAGUUAUAAUCAAGUUAUCAAAAAUAGGAAACAGGUAAACGAAUCCAAAUCGCCGGAAAAUUACCUGAAUUAUAGGAAAAAGACAAAAUUGCAUGAUCCACUUACUAAUAAAAAAGGUCAAAUCGUUGGAACAAAGACGUAUUUGAAUGAUGAAUUUAGAGAUGAGAAAACAAAUAAUGGUAAAGGUAAGAGAGUAGAGAAAAAAAAGCAUGUAAAGAGAGGCGGAGAAGAAGAAGAAGAAGAAGAGGAUGAUGAUGAUGAUGAUGACGACGACGACGACGAGGAGGUGGUGGGGGAAGGGGAAGAUAAGGAAGAAACUGACAAUUUCUCAGAUCCAGGAUCAAUUACAAGAGUGGGUAAACGGAAAAUACAGCAUCGACGAAUCCAAAGCGAAGGUCGAAAUUUAAAUCCCAGGAUUUUCAAUAGCAAGAAACCUGCACCAUCACCACCUCCACCACAUAUAUCACUUAUUAAUGUUCCUACAUUCAACAAGUACAAGAAACCUAAAUUGGAAGAGAUGAGAUCGCAAGACUCGCCUUCACCACUGAACAGGAAGGAAGGAACUUUUAGACCUAUACUACGAGUUCAAAUACCGACUGAUGCAAAAAGUGGCAACACUAGUAACAAUAAUAAUAGCAAUAAUAACAAUAACAAUAACAACAACAAUAACAAUAAUAAUAAUAAUAAUACCACUGACAACAACGUCAAUGCCAAUGCUAACACCAACGCCAACGUCAAUAACAACAACAAUAAUAAUAACAACGUCACCGCCACCACCGUCAACACACAUUUUGACAUUCAAAAUAAGAGUGCUAGUCAGGAUACGGCGAGAACUAUUACAGCCAUUGACAAUAGUACUUCAUCAAUACAACAUUCAUCUUCAUCGAUUACAAGCUCAAGUCGCGGAGGCAUCAACAACAGCAGCCGACAUAUAAUCGGACACCAUGAGGAAGAUAUCACCAAUAAUGGCAACCAAUACGCCUCAACGCAUUUAUUACCUACAAUGCCACAAACCAAAUUCAGCGGAUAUUCAUCAUUUAGAUCUCCUGACACAAAAAAGCCGACAUUACCGUUGCCUAUCAAAACCAAGUCGCAAACAUCUUCACCAACAAGUGAAAAUGCUCUGGGGAUGCCUACUGCUCUAAGCCAUUCAAGUAGCGGUAACAGCAAUAUCGGCAACCUCCAAGCAUCAUCCAUUAUUAAUAACAGCAAUAAUGUCAAUGUAUUAGGAACAGGUGCCAAUAACGGUAAUAAUAGUGGUGGUAGUGGUCCUGCUGCUGCUGCUGCUGCUGCUGCUGCUGCUGCUAUGGGUUAUAAUCAGCCCAAUUUACCCAAUACUAAUGCAAAUAUUUUUUACUCGAUGCAUCAAAGCUCCCCAAACAAUGCGUUUAUGACAUAUCCUACACAAGCAUACAAUUCGCAAUUUCAUCAAUUUCCCAAUACACAAACCGGAACUUCUCAAAUCCAGCAGCAACCACAGCAGCAACAACCACAGCAGCAACAGCAACAGCAACAACAGCCGCGUCAACAAACUUAUUCUCAAAGUGCCACAGUCUCCAAUAAUGGAAUUGGUAUCGGUAUGAAUACGCCCGGCCAGCCGGAAUCGGCCGUUAGAUUCCGUAUACCAGGCACGUUUUCAAGCCAACAAUUUACCAGCAGUAAUACAGGUGAACAAACGCCAAUCUCGGGACUACCUUCAAGAUACGUGAAUGAUAUGUUUCCAUUUCCUUCACCUUCGAAUUUCUUGGGUCCUCAAGAUUGGACUACGGGUGCAACGCCAACUACAUCUAAUGUACCUCAAUUUUUUGUGAAUAUGAAUAACAUGAUCCCUCAAAGUGCAGGAGGAGGAGGAGGAGGAGGAGGAACCAAUCAUGCACCAUCAUCACAACAGCAGCAGCAGAAUCAGCAAUCUACUCCAUUACUGCAGCAUCAGACUCACAUUUCCGCACAAAACACGACACUGCAAUUUGGUAAUUCUGUGUCAGGUACACCUAUUUAUAAAACACAUAUAUCUCCUAUGAUAUAUUCACAGUUGAGUAGCCAACCAUCGCAGGUUGAGAAAAUAUCGGAAGAAGAAGAUGAUGGAAAAGACAAGGGUGGACAACAAGAUCAAGAGGAGGAGGAAGAAGAAGAAGAAGAAGAAGUCGAUGAUGAUGAUGAUGAUGAGGAGGGGAUGAGGACCAAUGCAACUCGAGUGGCUGUUCAAUCUGAUAUUAAAGGUAGCACUAUUGGAUGA
Molecule: messenger RNA, 2436 nt
Organism: Lodderomyces oxycetoniae
Lineage: Eukaryota; Fungi; Ascomycota; Pichiomycetes; Serinales; Debaryomycetaceae
Gene: RLM1
Product: Rlm1p
Exons: 1
Coding region: 1-2436 (811 amino acids)
Biological process (GO): regulation of transcription by RNA polymerase II
Molecular function (GO): RNA polymerase II cis-regulatory region sequence-specific DNA binding; DNA-binding transcription factor activity, RNA polymerase II-specific; protein dimerization activity
Source: RefSeq, a predicted model, not a curated record